AACCCUACAAAGCAUUUUUUACAAAGUGACAAAACUGCCAGGAUAGUAGCUACCACUCCGGUCACUCGAAAGACUGCAUCCAUGUCUAGAAUUUCUGACCAUCAGCCCUCCUUCCAUGAUCUUUCUUUUGCCAGCCCUGUCGAUAUAUCUACGCCUCAGAUAUUCAGAAAUAAUCAAUGUACUACAAAAGAAAAUAAGGACAGUCCAACUGAUGCAAAAAAGGCAAAAAACAAAAACUUAUCUGACUCUAAGAAGCCUCGAAAUGAGAGAGCAGCAGAGUCCGCCCCACUGUCCACUCCCAGAAGGAGUCAGCGAAACAGCAGCAAGAACAACAGAAAGCAGAUCCUAAAUACUGUAACAUCACCAGAAACAGCCUUGGGUACUGGCAGAGACACGUCAGUAGAUAAAAGUGACUUCUUUAAGUCUUUGUGCGUUGACAAUGAAAGCAUUGACGAGUCAAAAUUGGAGAGAAAGAAAGCUGAAAAGUCACCAAAAUCAGAAAAACUCCAACAUGGCUCAGACAUAGGCCAACAAGAGCACCAGACAUUGGAAAGUUCCAGUCUUGCAGACGAUGAGAGAAGUCUAUUUCCUAGAAAAAGGCUUGGUGUGAACCAAGCUGCCACCUCCACUAUCAUGCCUGAUGUAGACCAGGACAGCCUGGCCCUGUCAUCCUGGGGCCUUCCGGCGGUGGUGUUGAACCAGUACGCAGCCAGAGGCAUCACACACAUGUUCCAAUGGCAGGCUGAGUGUCUCAUGCUUGGAAACGUACUCAAUGGGGGUAACCUUGUGUACUCGGCCCCUACCAGUGCUGGCAAGACGAUGGUGGCAGAGUUGCUGGUGCUCAAGAGAGUCCUGGAGACACGGAGGAAGGCUGUCAUCAUCCUGCCCUUUGUGUCGGUCACACGAGAGAAAAUGUUCUACCUACAGGAGCUGUUCCAAGAUGCAGGUGUGAGAGUGGGUGGGUUCAUGGGCCACUACUCACCGCCCGGGGGCUUCAGUGGGACAGACAUUGCAGUCUGCACCAUUGAGAAAGGCAACAGCCUCAUCAACAGGCUUCUAGAGGACAACAAACUGGACACCCUUGGUAUCAUAGUUGUUGAUGAGCUCCAUCUGAUUGGCGACCGUAGCCGUGGAUACCUGCUGGAGCUUCUCCUGACCAAGAUAACCUACAUGUGUAGUCGACGGCAACAGGGACCAGAUGGUACAGUUACACCCCCUUCCAUCCAGAUAGUGGGCAUGAGUGCCACUCUUCCAAACCUUGACCUCCUGGCACGCUGGCUGCAUGCCGACCUCUACCGCACGGACUUCCGCCCAGUUCCCCUCGCAGAGUGCGUCAAGAUAGGGAACCAGGUGUUUGACUCAGAGAUGAAACCGCUGCGUGAAGUUGACGUGAAGUACGCUGUCAAGGGAGAUGAGGACCAUGUUGUUCCACUGUGCAUAGAGACAAUGAGGGGAGGUCACUCCAUCCUGAUAUUCUGUCCCACCAAGAACUGGUGUGAGAGCCUUGCUGAGCAGGUUGCCAGGGAACUCUACAGGUUGCUAAGGGACCCGUCACUAGCGGUGCACAAACAACCAGAGGGAGGGGCCAGUGAUGUGCUGGUGCUGCCUCUAGACCCCAGGACCCUGCUGGACACCCUCGAGCAGCUGAGGAGGACCCCUGUAGGACUUGACUCUGUCCUGGCCCGCACUGUACAGUACGGUGUAGCCUACCACCAUGCAGGUCUUACAUUUGAUGAGCGAGACAUCAUAGAGGGGGCAUUCCGUCAGGGCAUACUGAAGGUGCUGGUUGCUACAUCCACCCUGUCGUCAGGGGUCAACCUGCCUGCACGCAGGGUCCUCAUACGCACCCCAGUGUUCCACGGUGGUCAAAUGAUCGACUUCCUCACAUACAAGCAGAUGAUUGGGCGCGCUGGCAGAAAAGGGGUCGACACCGCAGGGGAGAGCAUCCUGCUAUGUAAGGCUGCAGACAGACCCAAGGCCGAGGCCCUGGUGAGGGGGGCCCUACCGCCUGUACACAGCACGCUGGUCAGGAGUGAAGGAGAGUCCCUGAGUUCCAGCAUGAAGCGAGCCAUCCUGGAGGUGGUGGUGAGUGGGGUGGCAGGCUGCCCCCGGGACGUGGAGACCUACGCCUCCUGUACGCUGCUGGCCUCCUCCAUGGCAGGGGAGGGGACUAGCCUGUGCGGGGAAGGGUCUGGCCAGGGCGGGACUGGAAACAUGAUUCAGGAGAGCAUACAGUUCCUACUUGACAACGAGUUUGUCUGCAUGCAGAAGAUAGCUGAUAAGAAUGGGGAAGUAACCCAGCGGUUUGUGCCGACCCAGCUGGGAUGUGCAGUUCUCUCCUCCUCCAUAUCGCCUGAUGAGGGCCUCGUGGUGUUUUCAGAGCUUCAGCGCGCCAGGCAGUGCUUCGUGCUCGAAAAUGAGCUACAUAUCAUAUACCAGGUGACCCCAAUCUAUGCCCAGAUAGACACCAUAGACUGGCUGCAGUACUUCAGCAUCUGGGAGGGCCUCUCAACAGGCAUGAAACGGGUCGCUGAGCUGGUCGGGGUCACAGAAGCCUUCCUGGCCAAGGCCAUUAGGGGCCGCAUCCCUAACAAGACGUACGAGCAGUUAAAGACGCUGGCGAUACACAAGCGGUUCUACACGUGCCUGGUUCUCCAUGACUUGGUACAGGAGAUGCCCCUGGGCGCUGUGUGCAGCAAGUAUGGCUGUAACAAGGGCCAGCUACAGAGUCUGCAGCAGUCCGCUGCUACAUUUGCAGGCAUGGUGACGGUGUUCUGUGCACGGCUGGGCUGGUCCAAUCUGGAACUCAUCCUGUCCCAGUUCCAGAGCCGUCUAACGUUUGGCGUGCAGCGUGAACUCUGUGACCUUGUUCGCAUGUCGUCCCUUAACGGUCAGCGGGCGCGUGUUCUCUAUAAUGGAGGGUACCAGACUGUGGCCGCGCUGGCCGGGGCACUGCCAGAAGAUGUAGAGGCCAUACUGGGAAACUCUGCGCCAUUUGAAAGCAAGAAGAAGCAGGCUACAGAGACAGACUGGGAGGCAGAGCAGAGACGCAAGGCACACUGCAUCUUCCUUACUGGACGGAAAGGCGUGACAUGUCACGAGGCUGCAGUGAUCAUAAUCAACGAGGCCAAACAGAUGAUACAAGAGGAGCUGGGAGGGGUGGGUGUGACCUGGGGUCAGCAACUUGGCAAGUCCCCUACAGUUAAGACACCUGUACUGAUGAGCCCUCUAGCAGGUAACAGUAAGCGGUCAGGACACAAAGGUAAAGCUUCAUCAUCUGAGAAGACAAAACUUUCUGAAAGCUGCAACAACGCCAACAGUUUUAUGACCAACGUUAUUUCUGCACCAGUUUUAAGAGUAAGCUCAGACACGAAUGUCUGUUCUAGUGUCCUUUCUGCAGAAACUGCUCGUACGAGUGGUAAAACUAAUCAAGAUGAAAACACCGCAAGAAAGGCACCCAGUCAAAAUGAUCGUAAUGAAUGUUCAAAAACUGUCCUUAAUGGUACAGAAGGAUCUGUAACUAAUCUAAAAGAUCAGGUAAAAAGCAAUGCAAACAAGCAAAAUGUUGAAAUUACUUCAAAUACAAAGACUAUAUCUGUUGAUGAUCUUGUAACGAUUGCAAAUAAUUCCAACUCAAAAACAAUAAAUAUCGCUUGUGGUAUGAAUGUUAAUAAUGUCAACGAUGCAAAUGGGUGUCUUGAAAGCAACCUGCUAAGGUCACAAUUAGGUGAUGCAAAGAUGAAUGAUAGUGUUGGUGCUGAGCAGUGCAAGGGUGACAUUGUGUCAGAGUGCAAGGGUGACAUUGUGUCAGAGUGCAAGGGUGACAUUGUGUCAGAGUGCAAGGGUGACAUUGUGUCAGAGAAUAUUGAAACUGAUACAAACACUGACCAAGAUUUCAGCUUCAGUACUGCUCUUGAUAACUUGACAAAUGAUCACAAUGGAAGGCAGAUAAACAGUGAUGAAAACUGCCAUCUAGUCAGUGAAAAUGCACAAAAAGAUAUUGAAUGUGUGAACAGUAAAGACCUGAUUUCUAAUGAUAAUGAUAAAAUACAAUUAGAUGGAGUUUUGAAAAUACCAGCCCCAAAUCAUUCAGUUAAAUCAGUUGUUACACACAAUAAUACAAAUAAAUCAGGGAACAUUAAUCCCAAGCUUUCAAAUGAUGAUAAUGACCAUGCCUUUGCUGAUAGUUUCGCGAUUACUACCCAAAUGUUAAAUUCGUGUGAAAAUGUGCAUAUCCAGACCUCUAAUAAAUCUGGGUCUUUAGUAAGCAAAACUGAAAAUGACAAACGAGUGGUGGCGGGCCAACAAUCAGAGGCACUGUUCUCUGAAGUAAUCCCUGAUGACAGUUUUAAUGCUGUAGAAAUUGACAAUAUUGACAACAACAACAAAAUGGUCUUGGAUCAGUUGAGUGAUACAAAUAAUCUGAAAAAUGUCAAUAGUUUACUUGAAGUUUCCAAUAAUGACCUGGAAAUGAAUAUAUCCCACAAUUCUACAGAAGACAUGUUCAAUGACUCACCAGGUUUGAUUGCUGCCAGCAAUUAUGAGCGGGUGGGGCUUGAUAACAUUCAGUCGAGCUUGGAUAAUGAGGAAAUGAUGACAUCCUUUGAUGAUAUUCAUAUACCUUACCAAAGUGGGCAAGAGAGAUGUUUUGAACAAGGUGACAAAGAAACUGUUGGCGAGAAAAAUAAAACAGUUAUAUGUGCACCUUUGCAAGAGGUUAAAAGUGAUAAAUCAAAACCUUCUCACAAAAGAAAUAACCCUUUAGGUCAAACUGCAGUCGGUGUACUAGGUCAGUUCUCCAGUCAGAAGCCAGUAGGGCCUUUACAAGGGCAGGAAAUAUUGCAUGAAGACCUGGCUAUGGCCCUGGCCAUGGGGGAGUCUUUCUCCUCAACAUUUGAUAUCACCACCCAUGACACACAGACUGGGGCAAAUGUUAAAGCAGCUGUACAAGAACAACACGAUCAGCUGGGGGACUCCUUUACAGUGUCCAUGAUGGAUUAUGUUGUGGCCAAUAAUGAGGAAAUCCCAUACAAGAAUGUGUUCAAAAAUGAGAAAAUCACAUCCAAGAAUGUGGCCAAUAAUGAGGAAAUAACAUACAAGAAUUUAGGCAAGGCUGCUGAUACAACAAUGGCUUGUACUUCAGAAGGUUGGCCCCAGGUUGGUCUGAAGGUUACAGAUGAUGCUGUUUGUUCACCUCAAGGUAUAGAUAGUGAAAAAUUUGUGACUCCAACUAACCGACCCAGAAAGCGUAGGAGUGUAAGCUCUAUCAAGAGUUCAAGACUUCCUAAACAACAGAAAUUAGAUGACAGUGAUCUAGAAACUUCACCCAGCACUGUUUCUGUAAGAAACCUUCCCAAAAGACUCCAUACACUUAAGAAAGUCACUCAGGUGAUCUCAAGCAAACCUGACUCAAAAUCAAGAAGAGCUCUGAAUUCUACUAAACCUGUAACUUUAAAUAAAGAAGAACAAAAUCAGCCAUUGACAGCUCUCAGUUCCCCUAAAAGAGACACUAAUGGUUCUCUGAACACCAGCACAGAGGGUGACUAUGUUCCCCCCACACCCCCAGAUGACACACCACCUACUGCCAUGGAGACUAGAGGCACGCCUACCAAGCCUGAAGUUCCAAGGCCCUUCCCUGCCAGUCCUUUUAGUCCCAGAUUGCGGCGAAAUGCUCCUCGGUCGGCAAAGACAACAGCAAAUGUUCAUCAGAGUGAUAACCUGAAACAUAUUGAGAAGAAUGGGAAACUUUUCCAAGAACCUGAUGAGAAAAGCUCAACUAAAGGUGUCUUAUCAAACUGUAUAUUGGAAAAGGGAAAGAACAAAAAAUCUUCACAAAAUAAUAAUAGUGUAAAUGUCACAUCUGUACCCAAAGAAGUCUCAUUACCUUCUGAUGAUCAUAAGCAUUCAAAGUGUUCAGCAAUUCCUUACAAAAAUCCCAUUGAGGGACACAUAACUUCAAAAAGUGAGGACGAAAAUAACAUAGAAUAUGGUGAGAAUGAUUGUUAUAUUGAUGAUGAUGAUGAAAAGAUGUCUCCGUCUUUCAUUGACCCCAACAUGUCAGGUCUGCCUCUUACCCAGCAGUCGUUUACGAUUAUUGACGUAUGCGGGGACAAGAGGCUGUUCAAGACAUUCAUUAUUGAAUGGAGGACCAAGCACAGCUAUGCCGUGUCCUUAGCCUGUGAGACUCUGAAGAGGGAUAAUACGGGACCAAGCAUAGGGGCUAACUUCAGGAAAGACAAGUCUCCCAGCAGGGUGAAGGGAGGGGAUGCGUGUGGUAUCCCCCUGGAGGGGGAGGGUCUGUGUAUAGUGGGUGUGGCAGUGUCCUGGGACAACAGGGACGCUUACUACAUCUCCCUGUCACACCAACAGCUGCAGCAGGGUGACCCUGAUGACAGUUUGGCCCCUCCCCCCUCUGACCGGGACAUCAGUAUGGCCAUACGGGUGAAAGCUAUCAAGUCUGUCCUUCAACAGGCAGUAUGCCAGUCACAGCCCGUCACCAUCAUGAUGUUUGACGUUAAAACUCAGUACAGGGCCCUGGUAGAGGGGUGUGGUUUCAGUCCCAGGGGUCAGUUUGCGGACCCCAAGGUGGCAUGCUGGCUGCUGGACCCCGGGGGGCGGGAGAAGAACCUGCACCGCAUGGUCACCAACUUCCUGCCCACAGAGGUGCACAUGAUACAUGGUAUAGGUGGAGGUAUAGGCCUGGGCAGCCUGGGUAUGAGCCCACAGAACCCAGGCUCCGGGCGUUACCGGGCUACCACAGAGGCAGUGCUAGUACGCCACCUGGUGCAGUACUUCAACGCCUGCCUGGACAGGGAGGGGCUGUUGUCUGCGUUUAGGGACGUUGAGAUGCCUGCAGCAGUAACACUGUGUAGGAUGGAACUGAACGGCUUUGGGUUCAGUGAGACAGAGAGUGAGAGACAGAAGUGUGUGAUGCUGUCUAAGUUGUCUGCCCUUGAGGAGCAGGCGUACACCAUCGCUGGUCACCCCUUCUCCCUCUCAGCACCAGACGAUGUCAGUCAGGUGCUUUUCAUAGAGUUACGCCUGCCCCCUAAUGGUGACCCCAGCUCUGUCCAGAAGCCCCUGGGUGCCCCUGGCAGGAGGGGCGGGGGAGGGACCAGUAGGACCCAGUACAGCACGUCCAAGGAGGUCCUGGAGAGGCUGCGCAAGCUACACCCCCUGCCUGGCGUGAUCUUGGAGUGGAGGAGGAUCACCAACGCACUCACUAAAACUGUGUUUCCUUUGCAGAGGGUCAAGGUGCCAUGUGAUUGGCUGCACAUGGAUCGUAUCUAUGGUGACUGUCAGCUGCACUCAGCCACGGGCAGGGUGAGCUUGAGUGAGCCCAACCUACAGAAUGUGCCCAAGGACUUCGACAUCCAGCUGCCAGAUUUGAUAGGAGAGAGUCCCCCGCCCUGUGUUUCUGCCGGGCCCAGGGAGCGACAGUCCAGAUUGAGGUCACUUAGGGAUCAAGGUCAGAGGUCAGCAGUUACCAAGGACAACAGUGGAGGCACAUUCUCUGUUAGCAUGAGACACGCUUUUGUACCAUUCAAAGAUGGUGUCCUCCUGGCGGCCGACUACUCCCAGCUGGAGCUGCGUAUGAUAGCGUACCUGUCACAUGACAAGAGGUUGAUCAGCGUACUCAAUGAAGACGGGGAUGUGUUCAAGCUGAUCACGGCACAGUGGAAGAACAUCACACCUGCUGAUGUCACACCUGAACAGAGGGCGCAGGCUAAACAGGUGUGCUAUGGUAUGAUAUACGGUAUCGGCCCCAAGGCCCUUGGAGAGCAGAUGGGGGUGGAGGAGAAUGAUGCAGGAGUCUUCAUUGAAACUUUCAAAGCUAAAUACCCAGAAAUGCGCGCCUACCUCCGUAAGACUGUAGACCAGUGUCGCAGACAGGGCUAUGUUCAGACCAUGACCGGGCGCAAGCGAUACCUGCCGGCCAUCACCAGUCCCAACCCUCAUGCCCGUGCGCAGGCUGAGAGGCAGGCUGUGAACACGACAGUGCAGGGAUCAGCAGCCGACCUUGUCAAGAGGGCCAUGGUCAGCAUAGAUAAGAGUCUGGAAGAGAUGUUCCCAAACACUCAGUACACCCAUAGACAUAAAUUAGCUAGUAAGCACCCUUCCCGUGGCAAGGUCCCACCGGACGGAGCCUACCUGGUGUUACAGCUUCAUGACGAGCUUAUAUACGAGGUGACUUCUGCCCAUGUGCAGGCCGUGGCCCAGGUGGUCAAACACUGCAUGGAGCACGCCGUGGAGCUGCCUGUGAGGAUGCCGGUCAAGCUACAGACUGGGUCCAGCUGGGGGACACUGAAGGAACUUGAUGUGUGAAUAGGAUUUUAGCUUGGGGACACUGCAGGAACUUGAUUUGUGAAUGGGAUUGUAGCUUGGGGACACUUAAGGAACUUGAUUUGUGAAUGGGAUUGUAGCUGGGGGACACUGCAGGAACUCGUUGUGUGAAUGGGAUUGUAGCUGGGGGACACUGAAGGAACUUGAUGUGUGAAUAUGAUUGUAGCUGUGGGACACUACUACAUGUAGAACUUGGUGUGUGAAUGGGAUUGUAGCUGGGGGACACCGCAUGAACUUGGUGUGUGAAUAGGAUUGUAGCUGAGGGACUUUGCAGGAACUUGAUGUGUGAAUAGGAUUGUAGCUGAGGGACUUUGCAGGAACUUGAUGUGUGAAUAGGAUUGUAGCGGAGGGACUUUGCAGGAACUUGAUGUGUGAAUAGGAUUGUAGUGGGGGACACUACUAGAACUUGGUGUGUGAAUGGGAUUGUAGCUGAGU
Molecule: messenger RNA, 8778 nt
Organism: Dreissena polymorpha
Lineage: Eukaryota; Metazoa; Mollusca; Bivalvia; Myida; Dreissenidae
Product: DNA polymerase theta-like
Exons: 31
Coding region: 82-8325 (2747 amino acids)
Biological process (GO): DNA-templated DNA replication; double-strand break repair via alternative nonhomologous end joining
Molecular function (GO): DNA-directed DNA polymerase activity; DNA binding; ATP binding
Source: RefSeq, a predicted model, not a curated record